Molecule: messenger RNA, 3368 nt
Organism: Myxozyma melibiosi
Lineage: Eukaryota; Fungi; Ascomycota; Lipomycetes; Lipomycetales; Lipomycetaceae
Product: fun12p
Exons: 4
Coding region: 109-3309 (1066 amino acids)
Biological process (GO): translational initiation
Cellular component (GO): mitochondrion; cytoplasm
Molecular function (GO): GTP binding; translation initiation factor activity; GTPase activity
Source: RefSeq, a predicted model, not a curated record
UUGUGUCUUGUCGAGAAUCAGGAAGCCGGCUUAUAAUCAACAAGAGGUUUCUGGAUAUAAGAUAUAUCUAUCUGUUGUUUCUGAUCCAGAAGAAGAAAAGAAAACAUCAUGGGCAAAAAAGACAAGAAGAGCAAGAAGGACGACUACUGGGACACCGCCUUCGAGGACGAUCAGGAGGCCGUGCAGCCCGACGAGUCCGCUGCUGCCCCUGCCGCUGCUCCUGCUGCUGCCGCCACGCCUGAGCCUGAGUCUAAGGAAGCCACUCCUGCGCCUGAGUCGGCUGAAGAUCUGUUCCCUGAGACUACGACCAAAAAAUCAAAUGGAAAGGGAGGCAAGCCCGCCGCCGUCGCUGAUGAUGACGAGAGCGCGAGCGAGAAGGAGGAUUCGGGGCCUACGAUUCAGAUAAAGAGCAAGAAAGAAAAGGAGCGAGAAAAGAAGGAGAAGGAAAAGCUGCGUAAGAAGCAACAGAUGGAGCGAAAGAAAGCUGGCGGUAGUGCCGCACCCGCACCCGCACCCGCUGCCGAGAAGAAGGAAGAGGCCGCUGCUCCUGCUCCUGCUGCAUCUUCCACCCCCGCGCCUGCGCCCACCCCGGCGGCCGCUGGCAAGAAAGGCGGCAAGGCCGAUCCGAAGACGAAGAAGAAAAACGCGAUGCUGGCGGCUUUAGAGAAGCAGGUUGAAGCGCAGCGAGCAGCUGAGGCGGCGCGCAAGCAGGCGGAGGAAGAAGAGCGCCGACGGAUCGAGGAAGAGGAGAGGAUCGCGGCCGAAGAAGAACGGCUUCGUGAGGAAGCUAGGGCGCAGAAGAAAGAGCGCGAGAAGGCGAAGCGUGAGGAGUUGAAGCGGGAGGGCAAGCUCUUGACGAAGAAGCAGAAAGAACAGCUUGCGAUCCAGCAAAGACGGGCGCAGCAGCUCCGUGAAGCGGGUGGGGUUACCAUCGCGGGCUUUGAAGAGAAGGAGGGAGAUGAGGAUAAGAAGUCCAAGAGACCGGUGUACGGCAAGAAAAAGGGCGGCAAGAAGACCGCGGCAAAGACCGAUGAAGAGCAGCCGUCGAGCCUUGCGAGCUCGGUCGCGGACCUCACUUUGGAGGACAAGGAGAAGGAAGCCUCGCAAGCGCCCGCGGAGGAGAAGGAGAAGCCGGCUCCUGCUGCUGAGGCGCCCGCAGGUGAUUCCUGGGAGGACGCGCUCAAGUCUGAUGCUGAGGAGGAUGAGGGCGAGUCCUGGGAGAAACUGCUCGAGUCAGACAACGAAGAAGAAUCCAACUCGGACAGCAACGGCAGCACGGCCAAGACCGAGGUCUCGGACGUGCCCAAGGCUGGCGCGAAGUUGUCGAAUACCGAGCAGGCCGAGGUUGAUGCCGACGAGCUUGCGCGGGCGGAGGAAGAGCGCAAGAAAGUCGAGCGGGCGGCGGAGAUUGCGAGAGUCAAGGCCGAGCAGGAGCAGCGCAAGAAAGUUGCGGGCCAGCGUCGCGACAAGAAGCACAAGGCGGCUCUGGACGCGCGGUCGGCGGAUAACCUUCGCUCGCCUAUUUGCUGUAUUCUCGGUCACGUCGAUACCGGUAAGACCAAGUUGCUGGAUAAGAUCCGACAGACGAACGUGCAGGAAGGUGAGGCCGGUGGAAUUACGCAGCAGAUUGGUGCGACGUACUUCCCUAUCGAGGCGAUCCGCCAAAAGACGGCGGUUGUCAACCAGGACGAGAAGCUCGAGUUCAAGGUUCCCGGACUGCUGAUCAUCGACACGCCCGGCCACGAGUCGUUCACGAACUUGCGCACGCGUGGAUCGUCGCUGUGCAACAUUGCGAUUCUCGUGAUUGAUAUCAUGCACGGCCUCGAGCAGCAGACGCUGGAGUCGAUCCGCCUUUUGCGCGACCGCAAGACGCCGUUCAUUGUCGCGCUCAACAAGAUCGAUCGGUUGUACGGCUGGGAGGCGAUCCCAGACAACGGCGUGCAGGACUCGCUCGCGAAGCAGCCGCGCGCGGUGCAGCGCGAGUUUGAGGACCGCGUGCAAAAGACCAAGAUCGCGUUGGCUGAGCAGGGACUCAACUCUGAGCUCUACUACAAGAACCGGAAUUUGGGCCGGAACGUGUCGCUUGUGCCGACCUCUGCGGUUACGGGCGAGGGUGUGCCGGAUAUGCUGAAGCUGCUGAUUGAGUUGACGCAGAACCGAAUGAGCGAGAAGCUGAUGUAUCUUUCCGAGCUCGAGUGUACGGUUUUGGAAGUGAAGGUUAUCGAAGGUCUCGGCACGACGAUCGACGUUGUGCUGUCGAACGGAGUGUUGCGCGAGGGCGACCGGAUAGUACUGUGUGGUAUGAACGGGCCGAUAGCGACGAACGUGCGCGCGCUGCUGACGCCGCAGCCGCUGCGGGAGAUGCGCAUUAAGUCCGCGUACGUGCACCACAAGGAAGUGAAAGCGGCGCUGGGAGUCAAGAUCGCGGCGAACGAUCUCGAGAAGGCGAUUGCGGGAUCGCGGUUGCUGCUGGUGGGACCGGAUGAUGACGAAGAAGAUCUGAUGGACGAGGUUAUGUCUGAUCUGACGGACUUGCAGAAGAACCUGGAUAAGAGCGGUAAGGGUGUGUCUGUGCAGGCGUCGACGCUUGGAUCGCUUGAGGCGCUGCUUGAUUUCUUGAAGCAGAUGAAGAUCCCUGUGAUGUCGAUCUCGAUCGGACCGGUGUACAAGCGCGACGUGAUGAAAGCGACGACGAUGCUGGAGAAGGCGAAGGAGUUUGCGGUGAUGCUGUGCUUCGACGUGAAGAUCGACAAGGAGGCCGAGGAGUACGCGGAGCAGCAGGGCAUCCGGAUCUUCAGCGCCGACAUCAUCUACCACCUGUUUGACGCGUUCACAAACUACCAAAAGGAACUGCUCGAGGUCAAGCGCAAGGAGACGGCUGCGCAGGCGGUGUUCCCGUGCGUGCUGCACACAAUCAAGGUGAUCAACAAACGCAACCCGAUGAUCAUUGGCGUGGACGUUGUCGACGGCAGUCUGCGCGUGGGCACGCCGAUCGCGGUCGUCAAGAUCGAUCCGGCGACGCAGAUGAGACAGGUGAUGACGCUCGGCCGCGUCGUCAGUCUCGAGGUUAACCACAAGUCUGUGGAUAUCGUCAAGAAAGGCCAGGCGCAGGGCGGAGUUGCCAUGCGUCUGGACUCGCCUGCGAACCAGCCGACGUGGGGACGGCAUGUGGAUGAGAGCGAUAUCAUGUACUCUGAGAUCACGCGGGACUCGAUUAAUACGCUCAAGGAUGCGGCGUACAGAGAUGAUGUUACGAGAGAUGAGUGGUUGCUUCUUCGGCAGCUCAAGAGCGUGUUUAACAUUGCUUAGUUCUGUGUUGAGUUGUUUUGUUAUGAGAGUUAUGAAGAGAUUGUGUUUAAAAUAAAAAG